Messenger RNA from Microthlaspi erraticum, 582 nucleotides. The record is from the annotation of a GenBank genome assembly. Lineage: Eukaryota; Viridiplantae; Streptophyta; Magnoliopsida; Brassicales; Brassicaceae.
AUGGGAAUGAUGAGAUUGAGGAGCAUAAUGGUGUUGUUAUUGCAGGUGAUGAUAUUAUUAGGACAAGAGAUUGGUAAAGUGUCGUCGACACUAUACAAAGUUGGGGACUUGGACUCAUGGGGCAUCCCAAUUGAUGCUAAAGUCUACUCCAAAUGGCCCAAAACUCACUCUUUCAAGAUCGGCGACUCUCUCUUGUUCUUGUACCCACCAAGCGAAGAUUCACUGAUUCAAGUGACGCCAUCCAGUUUCAAGAACUGCAACACCAAAGAUCCAAUCUUGUACAUGAACGACGGAAACUCUCUCUUCAACCUCACCCAAAACGGAACCUUUUACUUCACAAGUGGACAACCAGGCCACUGUCAAAAGUACCAGAAGCUCCUCGUCUCCGUCGGGACUUACUCCGCCGAAGCAGACGCCUUGUCUCCGUCGUCCUCCGCUGACGCCGACGCUCCCUCUUACCAAAACGCAUUUGGGUCGAUUCCUCUCAAUCAGAAAUCGUCGUCCUCGUCGUUGCUCAUUUCUGCUUUCUCCAGCGUCGUUGCUUCGCUGGCCUGCGCUGUCGUCGUCGGUGCUACCAUGUGA